CUUUUCUUUUUGCACACGAAACGCAACAGGCGCCAAACAACAGCACUUUCGAAUUCGUUCAGUAGUAGAGCUUUACUCUUAUGAUUCUUUGCUAGGAUAUAAGCAUCUCCUAGGUCCUAGUCCUUGAUCAUGUCCUUGAUGAGUCAAUUCUAGUUCAUGUUGAAGUUUGGAUAGCACUUGAAAAAGAUAUUGAUCGUGGUGCGAUUCCUUUCUGGUGCUGCGCAAGCCAGGACGAGGAAUUUACUUCAGCACUUGUGAAAACGCCGAAAAACUGCUAGCUAAUCCCUCGCCAUCCACCUCAUUUCACCAUGCCAAGCAAUCGAUCAAACGCCGCGGCCGCGGCGAUGAGCAAGCGGGCACUGAAGAAGCAGGAAAAUGCAGCCCUGAACAGCGCGUCAUUGCUAACGCAAAAACAGUUCUGGUACCAGAAGAACAGUGUUGCGAUCGAUCUGCUGCUUGCUCAGACUUCUCGUCAUGAAUGAGUAUCAUGACCGAAUGAUAGACUGUGCAGAAUUUAAUUCUUUAUUUUUCACCCGCAUCUCCCUCGCUGCACUCCACUGCAAAUAUAUAUCAUAUUCUUCGUGAUUAUCUACAACAGGUAUGGGCUUGGAUUUAUGUUUCUUGUCGGCGGCAUCAGUAUUUUCCAGUUCGGGUUGAUGCUUUCUAACUUGCUGGGCGUGGCAAACGUUGCGAAUGCCGGUGUACAUUACGUAGACGUCGCCAGUGAGGAUGCAAAACUGAAGGAAGCAUUCUUCGGUGGAGAUCCACACGUGCUCUACUGCACGGGUGAGAAGACGGAGCUCGCACCAACACCAAAAGUAGUAGUGGAUCUGGCUCGAAUGAUACAGAAGGACAAAAAAGCUGGAGAUACCAAGGUACUCAUUGUCAUUUAACCAUCGCGCGAGCGCUUUCUUCGUGUGAUAAUGUAGUUUCAGAUUUAGUGCUUGUGCUUAUUCCGCACCACGACUGUCUUUAUGACGGCAUUGAUGAAGUUGCCUCAGAUGGUGCUGCAAGUACGUAAGUACCCAAAAAAAAAGAAACCUUCCGCUCUGCUGUCAUCAUGACACGACAUGCACAUUCACCGGCACCACAACCACUAUAAUCAUUCGACACACGACAAAUAACUUUAUACUGCAGUUCAUCACCGCAAAUUGCUUCAAGCCCAUGAGCUCGGGCAAGACCAUCGCCGAGCGAUUUAGCUUUGGGAAGAACGAAGGUUUUGUGGCGGUAUUUGCGAACGAGGAUCCGCCAGUGCAGCUGAACUACCUGCAGUCCGCAGAAUACGUCGCGAAGCAGAUCAAGCCCAUGCUGAAAACCGGCAUCACCAAAAUCGUGUACAAGAAGGACUGGGACAAAAUCAAAAAGAAGCGCAGCUUCCUGCUGCUCGUAUGAAAUGUAAAAAUGUCUGGGUCUGGAAGGAUCCAAACUUGUCAUGCUAUCUUUGGACUCUAAAAAAAUCUGUAUUGCAUGACCAGGAAGAGGAGCCCAGACUGUGCUACGUGGAGAGGGCAUUUGUAAUGCGGAAUAGGCAUCAGGAAGCCCUCUAAAAAUCUGUGAUGCCUGGUCGUGCAUUACAGACAUUCUGGGACAUGCAGAACAUGCAUGACAAGUCUCAGAAUCUUUCAGACCCAGACAUUUUUGCAUUUGAUAGCUCGGCGGGAAAACCCACCCAAAAUUGAACAACAUGCACGCUGUGUUCAGUCCGGAAGUGAAGAAUUACAGGAAAACCAAGAUCGCUACCGUCGACACUAGCUUCUGGGAGGUAUAAAGAAAAAGAAAUUGAAGAGGACGAGAUGCAUUAUGCCUUGGUCAACAUCAGCAAAAAUGUUGUCUUAGAUCUGGCGGUGUGCUGGUGCUUCGACGUAAAUCCGGCGGUCUGGUGCUUUAUUUGUCUCGCAACAUCUACAUCUUCAUGCGCCAUGAGCGUGACAAAUUUUCACGUAUACAACUUGUCCUUUGAUGUUUUUUAACAGGUGAACCAACUGGACGAAGAGUUCGUGAAGGCGUUGCCGGCGCCGGAGGAAGACAGCGAGUUUGGCACAGCUAUGUGCGUGGUGAAGGAGCCGACAGCGGGCGGCCCAGAGCCCGACGAGGAGGAAGACGAGAAGGCGGAGGAAAAGGCAAAGACGGAGGAAGAGAAGCGAGCCGAGGCAAAGAAAGCCUUCAAGGACGGUAAGGACGGCAAAAAGGAGGAGGAGAAAAAGGACGAGAAGAACAAGAAGGUCAAGAAGUACAGGAUCGCGUAUCUGGACAGCUGGGAAGGUAAAAAGAAAGUUAAUUGUUGGUGUGUGAUCAAUGUUCAAUUCUUCUUUUUGCAAAACAUUGACGGCGGAUUGUGACUUCUUUGAAACCUGUAGGCGCGACUGCGUCCUUUUUGCUUGACGUAGCUGCUAACUACUUAAGUGUGCAGCUGAACAAAAAUAACUCGAUUGACUACAGGCGACGCCCCGCGGCAGUUUUUGGAAAAGUGCGCUGCGGGCGGCGAGGAGAGUUGGAAGGUUGCGAACAAGAGGCCCGAGGUGCGCGUGAUCCCGUCCAAGCCGAAGGUGGUCAAGAGACCCAGCCGCGGCGGCGCGGAGAAGGUGACCGCGAGCGAAGAUGACGGCACGAAGAAGGGCGGCAAGGAACGCAUCGGGCGCCGGGCGGACGACGAAGAAAAGCCGGAAGAAGAGGACGAUUUCGAAGAUUUCAAUCCGGAACAAGGGGAAGGAGAGGGUGAGGGCGAGGAAGGCCUCUUUGGCACCGAGGAGGAGCAGGAUGUGGGAGAGGACGAGGCCGCUGUCGACGUUGAGUUGUAAGUAUAGUUCUCCGAGGAGGGUGAGCCUGCUGUCAUCGAUACAAGAUCAAGAACUUCUUUGAAAGCUGUGGAUGCAACUCUGCUGGUGUAGGACGGUCAAAUUUGUCGGUAAGUGGCUAUCAUUUUUGCGGAAGGGAUUAGUCAACCUUUCGGAACAAGGGUUGUUUCAUCCGGCGAUGCAAAGAGGAUUUAUUGUGGGAGGAGCUGCACGCGCUUUUGGUCGUGUUGCGCAGCAUGGACAAGGAGGUUUCUUAAUGUCGAGUAGAGUAGGUUCAUCGAUUUCAACUGCUUGCUCCAAGAGAAUUUUCUCGUAGUUGUACUACAAGACAAAGAUGGGAGGUACUUUUUAGUACGGUGCAACAGCUCUUGUCUCGCGCGCGUUGCGUUGUGACAUCGAGAAUGACCCUUGGGCCCCCGCGAGUAUGUUGUCAUAUGUAGAAACUGAAAACGAAGCUGAUGCUCCACCCCCCGUGCAGUUACAACAUAUCGACGCACAUCUACCAACAAUCAACAGAACGCGACCUAAGUCACAACUACUGCAG
Amoebophrya sp. A120 is the source of this 3339-nucleotide messenger RNA. Lineage: Eukaryota; Dinophyceae; Syndiniales; Amoebophryaceae. The record is from the annotation of a GenBank genome assembly.